Drosophila rhopaloa is the source of this 1105-nucleotide messenger RNA. RefSeq names its product iron-sulfur cluster co-chaperone protein HscB (gene Hsc20). Gene Ontology annotation, molecular function: protein-folding chaperone binding; ATPase activator activity. Gene Ontology annotation, biological process: protein complex oligomerization; [2Fe-2S] cluster assembly. Gene Ontology annotation, cellular component: mitochondrion. The transcript has 3 exons. Lineage: Eukaryota; Metazoa; Arthropoda; Insecta; Diptera; Drosophilidae. The record is from RefSeq and is a predicted model, not a curated record. Bases 243 to 965 code for a protein of 240 amino acids.
UUUUUAUAGUAUUGCAAAACAAAGCAGAGAUUUGUUUCUGUGGGAUAGUGUAAAAUUAACUUAUUUAAAGUUUUAAAUUGAUUUUAUGAAUUUAGUAAUCUUAAAAUAAUUUUCGAGCUCUACAACCCUACUCAAAAAGCGUUGCCACACUUGCUAUUUAACAGCUGUCCGUUGUUUUCGUCAGCUUGUGUAAUUUUUAAACGUUUUAGUUGUUUAUAAAAAGGUUAAAUUUAGUGUACAAAAUGCGGUGUGUGAUAAAUGGCUUUAAGACUGCUGUGAGGGUGACAAAUUAUUUAUCACCCGCCAGAAAUAGUAUUCAAUUUGAACGGUUUCGAUUGCACGCAGUUCGACAAUUUUCAGUAGAAUCCUCGCCGGCUUGUUGGAAUUGCCAAAAGAAGUCAAAUUUAAGGCAGAAUAUGAUAUGUUCGGAUUGUGGACAUUUGCAAGAUGUGGAUGCGGAAAUAAAUUAUUUCGACUUGUUGAGCUUUCCCACCAAGUUUUCCUUGGAGUCCCAGAAGUUAACAAAAAAUUUUCGCCAACUGCAGACAAUAGUGCAUCCUGAUAAAUUUAGUAAUAAAACUUCCCGUGAGCAAACCAACUCCGCGGAUUGGAGUUCCCUGAUCAACAAGGCUUAUAAGACCCUUGCCACGCCCAUUGAACGCGGUCAGUACCUUCUCCAAUUGGAGGGUGAGCAGAUGCCCCAGGAUAAUAGCGCUUUAAACAAGGAAUUCCUAAUGGCCAUGAUGGAACGGAACGAGGAAGUGGAGGAUGCGGUAGACAGUCAAACUCUAGAGGACUUGAAUGCCCAAGUUGUUAAGGAACUAGAGGAUAUGGCCCAGAAACUAAACUCCCUCUUCGCAGCCAAAGAUAUUCAGGGAGUCAAAGGAACUCUUGUGGAGAUGAAGUACCUGCUGAGUAUUCAGAAUGGCAUCAAGCAGAAGCAGCAAAGUUUGCUGGGCAGCUGAAAAAUCAUUAAGCGAUCGACAAUCGAUUCUUAUCACAUGCACAAUUUAGUCUGUUGCUAUCAGCUGUUAAGUAAACAAUAACAAUGACUUAGUUUGUUUUAUACGUGAAUAAAAGUAGCGAUACAUCGGUUAUUAGUAAA